AUGUCCUUUAAAGAUACCGGAAAGAUGCCCGUGGAACCCGAGGUAGCCAAUCACCGAAUUCUAAUCACGCUCACCAGCCGCAACGGAAAGUCGCUGGAGAAGGUGUGUGCUGAGUUGAUCAGAGGUGCAAAGGAAAAGAAUAUGAAAGUGAGAAGACCAGUGCGCAUGCCCACCAAGACACUGAGAAUCAUUACAAGAAAAACUCCUUGCAGUGAAGGUUCCAAGAUUUGGGAUCAUUUCCAGAGGAGAAUCCACAAGCGACUCAUGGACUUACACAGUCCUUCUGAGAUUGUUAAGCAGAUUACUUCCAUCAGUAUUGAACCAGGAGUGGAAGUUGAAGUCACCAUUGCAGACGCCUAAGUCAGCUAUUUUAAUAAAAUGGCUUA
This is a messenger RNA of Acomys russatus (golden spiny mouse), 386 nucleotides long. RefSeq names its product 40S ribosomal protein S20-like. Gene Ontology annotation, cellular component: cytosolic small ribosomal subunit; ribosome. The record is from RefSeq and is a predicted model, not a curated record. Gene Ontology annotation, molecular function: structural constituent of ribosome. Lineage: Eukaryota; Metazoa; Chordata; Mammalia; Rodentia; Muridae. The transcript has a single exon. The coding region runs from base 1 to 360 and encodes 119 amino acids. Gene Ontology annotation, biological process: translation.